Messenger RNA from Myotis lucifugus (little brown bat), 1281 nucleotides. It is a transcript of the gene BKGD, whose product is annotated as chromosome unknown C11orf54 homolog. The coding region runs from base 234 to 1181 and encodes 315 amino acids. Gene Ontology annotation, cellular component: nucleus. Lineage: Eukaryota; Metazoa; Chordata; Mammalia; Chiroptera; Vespertilionidae. The transcript is spliced from 9 exons. The record is from RefSeq and is a predicted model, not a curated record. Gene Ontology annotation, molecular function: zinc ion binding; hydrolase activity, acting on ester bonds.
UAAGUGUUAUAGCCAAGAGCGUAGGCAAACGACGGGAAGAAAUUGUGCGGACCAGUGGGCAGAACGGGUGUGAACUGCAAGGAAACAGCCGGCUUUGUUUCCGGUGGUCUCGCGUUUGCACAUUUGGCGUCCCGGGUGUGGCAGCUAUUUGUACGUGGUGCACUGUGAACUCCUAUGAUAAUCAGCCUGCAGUAGUUUUAUUUGUGCAUCCUCACACGUGAAGAAGUAAGAAAAUGGCCUGUGCUGAGUAUUCUUUUCAUAUGCCAAGUCUAGAGGAACUUGUUGGAGUUCUGCAGAAGGGGCUAAAGGAUAACUUUGCUGAUGUGCAGGUCUCUGUAGUUGAUUGCCCUGAUUUGACUAAGGAGCCAUUUACCUUUCCUGUAAAAGGAAUCUGUGGGAAAACUAGAAUUGCAGAAGUAGGAGGUGUGCCUUACUUAUUGCCUCUUGUAAAUAAAAAAAAAGUUUAUGAUCUAAAUAAGAUUGCAAAAGAAAUCAAGCUUCCUGGAGCUUUUAUUCUUGGAGCGGGGGCAGGUCCAUUUCAGUCUCUUGGGUUCAAUUCUGAGUUUAUGCCAGUUAUUCAAACAGAAAGUGAACACAAACCUCCUGUGAAUGGAAGUUACUUUGCCUGCAUUAACCCUGAAGAUGGAGGGUGCCUACUAGAGAAAUACAGUGAGAAAUACCAUGAUUAUGGGUGUGCAUUACUGGCUAACCUUUUUGCCAGUGAGGGCCAACCUGGAAAGGUCAUUGAGGUGAAAGCCAAAAGAAGAAAUGGAAAACUUAAUUUUGUGACUUGCAUGAGACAGACUCUUGAAAAACAUUAUGGAGAUAAGCCUGUAGGGAUGGGAGGUACUUUCGUAAUUCAGAAAGGAAAAGUGAAGACUCACGUUAUGCCUAGAGAAUUUUCUCCCUGCCCAUUGAACUCUGAUGAAGACGUGAAUAACUGGUUGCAUUUUUAUGAGAUGAAGGCUCCUUUGAUUUGUCUGCCAGUUUUUGUCUCCAAAGACCCAGGGUUUGAUUUGCGAUUGGAGCACACUCACUGUUUCAGUCAUCAUGGAGAAGGUGGACACUACCAUCAUGACACUACCCCAGAUAUAGUGGAGUAUCUUGGCUACUUCUUACCUGCAGAGUUUCUCUAUCGCAUUGAUCAACCAAAAGAGACUCAUUCAUUUGGGCGGGAUUAAGUCAACUGCUACUCAUUUAGAAAAAGAAAUGAUUAAGUUAAUUAAUUGAUUAACUCAGGAAUUGAUGCAAAUAUAAAAUCCAACAGAAAUUAUCUCACUA